Clarias gariepinus (North African catfish) is the source of this 3989-nucleotide messenger RNA. Its product is annotated as calcium-responsive transactivator-like. Lineage: Eukaryota; Metazoa; Chordata; Actinopteri; Siluriformes; Clariidae. Gene Ontology annotation, molecular function: transcription coactivator activity. Gene Ontology annotation, cellular component: nucleus. The record is from RefSeq and is a predicted model, not a curated record. The transcript is spliced from 11 exons. Bases 492 to 1649 code for a protein of 385 amino acids. Gene Ontology annotation, biological process: positive regulation of transcription by RNA polymerase II; positive regulation of dendrite morphogenesis.
GGGCGUGGCUACGCCCGCGCUCGGUCAGAGCGAAGCCUGGCCGCCGUUGUUUACGCGGCUCUGCGGCGCGCGAGGCGCGUUGCGUGCAGAACUGCGCGUAGCGGCGUUGGUGAAUGAGCUGUGGUGGGCGCGCGCAGGGGGCGACGCGGGCGGCUGGGAGCGGGGUGGCGCGUACCAACAGCAGGUGUUUCCUCCAUGUAGCGCGCGGAGCGGCUUCAGCAUCGCCAUCUCCGGCACCGUCAUUACCGCGCUGCGUGUUUUCAUUUCACAUCGUUCGUUUUCAGGGUUUUCAGUUUAUUUCCAGAAGAGUUGGCCUUUCUUGUGAUGAAGAGACAUUUCCGAAUAGACACACCCCUGUUCUCCUGAUCAUCAUUACUCUACAGACAUGUCUGUGUGACAGGCGCUUGAGAGCCAGGGAAUAAAUAUUAGAAUAAAAUCAUUCUCAUAUACAGAAUUAUUUUUUCCCGCGAUUGAAAAAAAAACAAAAAAACAUGUCAGUUACAUUUUCAUCAACACGACCGAGAGGAAAAGGUGAUGUGACCCAGCAGACUAUACAGAAGAUGUUGGAUGAAAAUCACUACCUGAUUCAGUGCAUUAUGGACUAUCAAAGCAAAGGAAAGACUGCAGAGUGCACACAGUAUCAGCAGAUUUUACACAGAAACCUGGUUUACUUGGCCACCAUCGCAGACUCCAAUCAAAAUAUGCAGUCUCUUUUACCUGCGCCUCCGAACCCUGGGAUGAGUGUGAGUGGAGGUGGGAUGGGAGGCAGCGGUGCAGGAGGAUCUCUACACACUCAGAGUAAUCUUAAUGACAGCAUGGCUCCUUCUUCACUAAUGCAGAGUCAGAUGAGUAACGGCCCAAGUCACACCCCCAUGCAGCAGCAGCAGCAACAGCAGCAGCAGUCCGGCCCUUCCACCUCGUCUAUGAGCUCUGGGUCGAGCUUCACUCACUCAGUGCCCUCAUCGUCACAGGGCACAGCACUGUUCCCGCCCUCCCGCACCAACCUCAACAUACAGAACAGCCAAGUCUCUAUGAUGCAUCAGCAAGGUUCAGGACCCCAUUACUCCUCUUCUGGAGGUCAGCAUUAUCAGGGACAGCAGACCAUGAGCAUGAUGGGACAAAAUAACCAAGGCAACAGUAUGGUCUCCCAAAGACCUAUAGGCAACUAUCGUCCUGCUCAGCAAGGAUCACAGUACAUGGGUCAGGAGGAAUUCUACGGAGAGCAGUAUGGACACACUCCAAGCUCAAGUGAGCCUAUAAACCAGCAGUAUUACCCUGACGGUCACAGUGAGUACUCAUAUCAGCAGUCUUCUUAUGGAGAGCAGAGUUAUGAGAGAUCAUUUGAAGACUCAUCGCAACACUAUUAUGAAGGCGGAAACCCUCAGUAUAGCCAACAGCAGUCACAAUAUCAGCAGAGCUCAGGUCAGCAGCAGACAUUCAACCAACAGCAGUACCAAUCACAGCCAGGAUACAGCAGCCAAGGACAGGCCUACGGUCCGGGACAGGGAGCUCCAUCUCAGUACUCUCAGUAUCAGCAGGGUCAGAGUCAGCAGUAUUCCUCAUAUCGAUCCACACAAUCUACUCCUGGCUCUCAAACACAAAGAUCUUAUACUUAUGAACAGGGUCAGUAUGGAAACUACCAGCAGUAAGGAGUCUCCGCCCAGUUGACCAUACAGCAAUCAAAUGAACAGGAUCGUAUAUACUGUGUUCUCAAGCUGACCGUUGUAUCGUGUUGACCAAUGACAAAAGUGUCUUGUCCAAAUAUAAUAUAGCUUCCAUUUCCUCAUGCAGACUGAGACUGGAAGCCACUCUCACUGUCUGUCUAUUUUACAGUUUAAUAUCCUGGCUACUUUCUUUCACCUACCUCCUCUUCAUUUCUCACAGGGAUUUAGAUCUUACAUCUCUGUACAGAGAUAACUUAAAUAUAUAUAUACGAGACAAAACAAAACAGACUAACAAUACAAAUUCUACUGGAAAAAGUUCAGCAUCUGUUUAUAUAAAGUGUGUAAAAUAAGUGUGUGUUUACAUUCUUGGUGUCCAUCAGAUGGAGUUAAUGUGUUACGUGUUAAAGGUGAAGGAGUUUGCUAGUUUUGCGUACUGUUAGCAAAACCUCACUACGGGGUUUUCAAGUUUUUUCUCUAUUUGAUUAUUUCUAUUUUUCUAGCUGUUUUUACAAAUUUCAAAAGGAGCAAAAUUAUCCAACAUGCAUGCAACACAUUCACGAUUACGUACAAUUAAAUUUAUUUUAAGCAGUUAAAUUUACAAAUAUUCGUCAAAUACCAACGUUCCACAUCCAGCACCAACCAGGCCAUUCAACAUUAAACAGAAACAUUCACCAUCAGAAAUCAAUAUUCACCGGCCAACAGAAUAAAACAGUAACAUUCACCAUCCAACACCAUAAAAACCAACACCAUAAACAUCAACAAAGAACACCAACAUAGAAUUUGCCAUCUAACACCAUGAGGCUUUAAAAAGGCUCCUGAGUAAAACAGAAAGGUCAUACUUGCCUUGAUUAAAUCCCAAUGACCCAAACCACAGCCCUCUAUCAUCAGGAGUCCUGGGGAGGGAGAAUGCUUGCUCUUCUGUAUCACGGAGUGGCUCUAGCUGAUCUAGUGUAAGAAUGUGAAUGUGUUUGCUGCCCCUAACAUCACAAGGACAACAGUUCAAGAAGAUGAGGAUGUUCUUUGGGCCGAGCAUGAAAUAGCCUUCGACCUCCCUAGUUUGUAGCUGUCGCCUAAAUUUUGGAAAGCCUUCCAGAUGCCUGGGAAUUGGGCAUGACCAAAUCUGGGGAAAAUAUUGCUAAUAAUACUAUAACUCCAUAUUAAUAAUCAAUCAUUAACAUCACAAACUGUAAAAAACACCAACACUCUUUAUUUAACACUCGUUAACAUAUGUUAACUUUCUGUAGCUGACAAUAACAACAACUUUUAUUUCUUGCUGUUUUAUUUAAUUACCGUUCAGGUUAUCUAUCUACCAACUGAGAAAUUCUGAGAAAAUGUUUAUUAACUGAUUUUGUUUUGUCUACGUUUGAGUUUUUUGUCUCCGUUGCAUCUGUACAUAAACUGUGAAAAUGUGUGAAAAUAUGGAAGAAAAUAUCAUUGUAAGAUUAAUUUAUCACUCAGUCACUCAUAUAAGUGAGUAUAUGUACAUUAUUGCUAAUUUUGUGUAUUGUUCAUAUUUUAUACACAGUAUUCACUCCACACAGUAGCCCAUAACUAUUACAUCUAACUUUUAUAUUACCGUAAUUAUUAAAGUUUCUAUAGUAACAACAUACACAGGGACUUGUACAGUGGAAACGCAACAUAAACAGACAAUAUGUUAAAGUUUUCUGUGAAGAGGCGUUUAUUUCGUAUUUUGAAAGACAUCAGUGUCAGCACUUUGCUUCAGUCGUAUUGUUAAGCUGUAUCGUCUCGUUUUCAGACACAGGAAAGUCUUCAGUGCCGAGAGCUUUGAGGUUCCUCUGCAACAAGCUGCAUUUUUUGAGCGAGAGAAAAAAGCUAGUGAUUGCUAGUUUAUAGCUGCUAUAGCAAAACUUCAACUGUUCAACAUAAAUACUACUAUAAAUGGAUAAAGUCAUCCUUUAAGAAAUAAAUAUUUUUAGCACUGGCAGAUUGGUGUGGUAUAAGAGAAAUACCUUGGGGUCAUGCGGUUUUUGGAAAUAAUCAGUCUCGCGGUGGUAACAGUAACUCUAAUACCAAGUGUUUUAUUCUUGACUUAGCACAAAACUACCUGCAACCAGAAGGAAUUUGGUUUGUUUAUGGAUAAAUCUUCAUUAUUUUAAUAUCCAGUUGUUGUUUUUUUAGUAUUAAUUUAAUUUGCACCAUAUUCUAAUUUUGUUAAAUGAUUAAACACGCACUGUAUGUCAGUCAUUUGUUGCAUUUUUUUUAAUCUAUAUUUUGAUAUUUUUACUGUACUUUUUUAUUGCUUGUUGGAUUUCAGGAACACAGAAGAUUAAAUCUGUGACCAAUUAUAGCCAAAGCUUACAACCU